Messenger RNA from Dermacentor andersoni, 761 nucleotides. RefSeq lists its product as uncharacterized. The record is from RefSeq and is a predicted model, not a curated record. Lineage: Eukaryota; Metazoa; Arthropoda; Arachnida; Ixodida; Ixodidae.
UUCAGUCACUGCCAACGACUGAUCCUACCACCUAAGGAGCUCUCUGCCUUUCUUCAGCUUCAAGUUUGGUACAGGACGAGAAUCUCACCUACGAUGAAGUUCUUUGUUGCCGCCGCUGUCUGCGCCCUCAUGACCUGCGGAGCCUUCGCCGAGGAAGCCGCCAAGAAGGAAAAAGUCGAAGGUCGCGGAGGACUUCUGGGCGGUGGUCUUGGUGUCGGCAGCUACGGCGGUGGCGUGGGUCCCGGUCUCGUCGGCGGUGGUCUCGGAGGUGCAGGUAUCGGAGCAGCUGGACUCGGCGGCUACGGCGGAGCUGGUCUCGCUGGGCCGGCAGUGGGCGGCGCCGGCCUCAUUGGCACCGGCGGUCUCGGUCUUGGCACCGGAGGACUCGGCUAUGGUGGCGGUCUUGGCUACGGUGGAGGCCACCAGUCUGGCUACGGCUCUUCAACCGGCGGCCACCAGGGAGGAUUCCAGGGUGGUGCAGCGGGGCACAACCAGGGAACCGCGGGUUUCGGUGGUGGUGCUGCAAAUAGAAACGUGAAUGCCUACAACAACAACCGGGGCUACAGCCACACCUCGGGAUUCUCGUCCUCUGACGGCAAGAACUUCGGCUCCGGACACAACCAGGGCUCGGCUGGAUUUGGAAAGGGAGCUGCCGGUAACCAGGGAGGAUACGGACAGUCGUCUUUCGGGCAGAACGCCGGUUCUGGUUUUGGUGGAGGAUACCUCGGCUAAAAGCACAGCCAAUAAAACUGUUUUUAUUA